AUGCCGAUCUCGUUCCGAGGUGUUCAAGCAGAAUUGGUGCUCGGUGUCGACGAAGAUGCGGACGAAGACGAGUGGCAAAGAGCCUAUCAAGAUCGUCAGCACGAGUGCGACCCCCGCAGGGUGCCGGCAGAGACAUCGGAGGCAGCCGCAGAGGUUUGGCAGGCCAUCGAGUUUGCGUGCGACCUCAUGGAGUCGAGAGCUGACGCCCAGCCCGUGGCCUUGGCCCACCAUGUGCAAGACGUUCGUGAAAGGGGGGGAGCCGCUUUCAGUCCCGCCGUGUUCCGAAGCCUUUUUGUGCCUCGCUCUCUUCCCGGGAGCUUGGAGGACGGAGCCGACGAAGAUGUGAUUGCAACCUUGGCGCAUGUUGCCCCCACAUGGGCUAUGCCUAUCCAAGAGUUCAUCUUCACCCUACUCCAUGAAGUGAGUGUGUCUCAUCUGCGGGACGCAGUCUCUUCUCUUCCCAAAGGAGCAGCUGUUGCAUUUUGGAUACGGGAACAGAAUGCAGUGCUGCACAUAGAGCGGCGGUCUUGUGAUGUAGCGAGACUCAGCGCCUGGCGCGUGCAGCUACCUCUGGCGCAAGCUAUGCUUUCCGAGCCCUGUUGCAUGCAAUUGCCUGCUGCAGCAACCGAUGUUCCCUGGGGCGUCAUCGACCAUGAGGACUUCUAUCGGCUUGUGACAGAGUUGGCGCAGCAAGAGCUUCCAGACGCUGCGCCCAAAGCCGGCAAGGGCGCGGAUGUCGAGGAGACCUGGGAGCCUCACUCGGCCACGUACAUCUUGGACUACUUGCUGCCGGCUUGUGGAGGCGAGGUCGUUGUACUGACGGAAGACGGCAGCUCCUAUGUCUGGGAGCAGGUGCGCUGGCCGCUAAAGUCCCGGAAGGGAGCGUCGCUCGUUGACAGCCUUCUUCCCGCAUCAUGCGAGGUUUUUGGCUCAAGCUUUUCCUUUCCAGAAAGCAACGGCCAUUGA
This is a messenger RNA of Symbiodinium sp. CCMP2456, 966 nucleotides long. Lineage: Eukaryota; Dinophyceae; Suessiales; Symbiodiniaceae. The record is from the annotation of a GenBank genome assembly.